AAACAUUUACAAUGGGACGAGACCGGUGACAAAGAACACUCAAGAAAAGCCAUACAUUAGGUAAAAAGAAAAUGGGGUCAAAACCAAGCACUCCUAAAGCCAAACAAAAUGCAAAAGCAUCAACUGUAGAUGCGAAGAAAUCUAAAGAAAAACAUGCGAAAGAUGAUGAUAACCAACUCAAAACAUCCAGCAAUAGUCCAAAGGAUGUGAUGAUCAGCUACAGCCACCAGGACAAGGAAAUGAUGGCAAAGCUCAGAGAGAGUCUGGAGGAUAAUGACAUCACGGUUUGGGUUGAUGUUGUUGGGUUGCAAGCUGGCGUAGAUUUCCUCGGCAAAAUUGGACAAGCUAUUCUUAAUGCCAAACUAUUUAUAUCACUGCUGAGCACCUCCACGGUUAAGUCAAAGUACUGUCAGGACGAGAUUGCUCUGGCCUAUAUAUCCCAGAAACCAAUAUUUCCAUUCGCCAUCAAUACACAACAAGAGAUAUACGACUGUAUGGGCACAGGAAUGAAAUUACAACUUUCCGGCAUUGAGUGGACAUUUGCUCUCAAACCUGAAACAUUUGAGAAUGAUUUUGCAGAGUUACUAUCUCGAUUGAAAGCAGAGCUAGAGGCACAAAAAUCAGAUGAGAAGUCAGAUGUCAGUGAGAAACGUAUGCUUACUCGUCAUACAAGUAAAAGCAAAAAGAAAAAGGAUCCAAGGACUCAGGAACUUUCUGAAGAAUUCUGGAAAAAACAUUUUGAUAAAGAGGAAGUGGUAGAAUGGGAAAGGUUCAAGAAGGAUUUUUCAAAGUAUUUCCAUGCUGAGAUGGAAUACCUUUUCACUGAAGACAAGGAAAAAGGUUUUCUAUGGGCAAACUUGAAAGAGGAGGUAGAACUACUGAAUGAUGAAAACUCGGUAGAUAUGUUACCAAAGAAAAACCUCAUUGAUUUUACAGUUCGAUAUGGAGAUACGUUAUCCCUGUGGGAGAGUGUUGAGGAAUUUGGCAAGGAGAUGUUUGCAAUGCAAGAGGUUUUUGGAAUGGACUCCUCUGUUAGAGUGCAAGCUAUUGAACAUUUAGGGCAGUUCCAAAGUCCUCGGGUGAUUGAGUCCCUCCGUGACUUGUUGUACAAUGAAGACCCCAAUGUCCGAGCUGUGGCCAGUGUCUCAUUGGCAAAGACUGGUAACUCUGAAAAGUUAACAAUCAAACGAUUGAUGAAAGCUCUCAAUGACAAAGAUCGCCUGGUGAGGGAGGCUGGGUGUCUCGCUCUGGGCCACAUCAAAGCUAAGGAGGCUAUACCAGCUCUACUUCGCUUAUGGAGGAAUGACUUCAUCUCACAUGUACGAGAGGCAGCUCAAGCAGCCCUUGAAUUGAUAGGAGGAGAUGAAGUAGAACAGGCCAUGCAUAUUACUAAGGUCUUGGCAGAUGAGAUCAGACUUCUUACUCUGGAAAACUAG
Messenger RNA from Ylistrum balloti, 1436 nucleotides. RefSeq lists its product as uncharacterized. The transcript has 10 exons. The coding region runs from base 72 to 1436 and encodes 454 amino acids. Lineage: Eukaryota; Metazoa; Mollusca; Bivalvia; Pectinida; Pectinidae. Gene Ontology annotation, molecular function: oxidoreductase activity. Gene Ontology annotation, biological process: signal transduction. The record is from RefSeq and is a predicted model, not a curated record.